Molecule: messenger RNA, 684 nt
Organism: Panicum hallii
Lineage: Eukaryota; Viridiplantae; Streptophyta; Magnoliopsida; Poales; Poaceae
Product: fibrinogen-binding protein-like
Exons: 3
Coding region: 1-684 (227 amino acids)
Source: RefSeq, a predicted model, not a curated record
AUGGCUAGAACCAGUCAGACCGCCCGCAAGAGCACCCGUGGACUGCCUCAUCCUAUCCAACAUCCUCAGGAGGUGCCCGAUCAGGAGGAGCCCAAACAGCCAGAAGACUUCCCCAAGUUUGUGGAGGUCGAUGACGAUGAAGACGGCUACUACGGCUACUACGGAGGAGGCUGGGUGGACACUAACACUGAGGAGAAAUCCAUGGAGCUGCCUGAGGACCACCCAGAUGCUGCAGGCGACAGCGAUGAGGAUGCUGCAGGAGGAGACGAGUCUGAUGGGGAUUUUGAUGGGGACAUUGACACUAAGGAGAAACCCAUGGAGCUGCCUGAGGACCACCCAGACGCUGCAGGCGACAGCGAUGAGGACCUCAAAUGUUUGGAAAAUGACGACAAUCCAGGUGCCGCAAGAGGAGAUGAUGCAGAAGAUGGUGAUGAUGACCCAGCUGCACCCGAUGGUGGUGAUGAGGACCUAGAUGAUGAUCUAGAGCCAAGCAGAGAUCCAGGAGGCAAGAGGAAGCUGAGAAAGAUGCUCAGAGAGAAGGCGAUUCUAGAAGCUCAGCUGAGGGGAGAUCAGGAGUUACCCUCGGAGUACGACAGCGACGAGUCCAUCGACUACCUGCCAGAGUCACCUCCCCGCAAGCGCGUCCACUACGGAGAGCCCGGCUACUACACCCGCUACCGUUAG